UGUUAAAGGAGGAAAAACACACAUACAUCGAUAGGUAACAUACCUUGACACAACAUUUCAUCACAAGAGGACCCAGCAGCCAACUAUGGCGGCGCCCGGAGGAACUUUAAACUGUGAGGACUUCUCAAUGUUUCAGGAGGUGCUGAGGGUGAUGCGCACCAUAGAUGACCGCAUCGUCCAUUCCCUGAACACCACCGUGCCCACAGUCUCCUUCUCAGGCAAAGUGGAUGCCACACAAACAUGCAAACAACUCUAUGAAUCUAUGAUGGAGGCUCACCUGAGCAGAGACAAAGCUAUCAAGUCCUGUAUAGCCCAAACGUCUGAGGUGGUGGGACAGCUGCGUGAGCAAAGAGCAAAAGACAAUGACAACCUGGCACUCAUCAAAGAGCUCAGAAAGGAGCAGACCAAAUUAAAACUUAUGCAAUCAGAGCUGAAUGUGGAAGAAGUUGUCAAUGAUAGAAGUCUGAAGAUUUUCCAUGAAAGGUGCAGAAUCCACUACACUCCUCCGAAGGUGAAGUGAAGCUCUGCCUGAUGAGCAGAGCUGUUUCCCUCCAGGUUCAAAUCCAGACUGGAGCUGUGACCUGCUGCUGAGUCCCGACUGCAGGCUGUUCACCAUCCAGACCACUGUGACCUCUUGCCUGACACACUUCUAUUCCAUUGUGAUUCUUGCAUUGCACUGUCACAGCUGUAAAACAGUCAUCGGUGUACUUCUGUAGUCAGAAACGUUGUACAAUAACAGUUUUUUAAAAAGACAAUGAAAUGUUUUCAGGGGA
This is a messenger RNA of Scatophagus argus, 773 nucleotides long. RefSeq names its product mitochondrial matrix import factor 23 (gene mix23). The record is from RefSeq and is a predicted model, not a curated record. The coding region runs from base 86 to 520 and encodes 144 amino acids. The transcript has 6 exons. Lineage: Eukaryota; Metazoa; Chordata; Actinopteri; Scatophagidae. Gene Ontology annotation, cellular component: mitochondrial intermembrane space; mitochondrion.